UUAUCUUGUCUCUGUUUUGUUUGUCAAAUAAAUACUCAAAUUUGUCAAGUCAAACUAUUUGUUUUUGUAUCGCUGGGGUCUAAUUAAAAAUCUUGUGCGUAACUUAUUUGUAUAUUAGUAUAAAGCUCAAAUAUGACUGAAAGAAAUGGAUUUGAGGAACUCCGAGCAAAAUACAAGGACGUUUUAUCUAAAGCAUUUGCAACCAACAAUAUUGAUUUGCUGGAUUCCUUUUCAAAAAAUACAAAUGAGACUGACAGGAAAGCGGCAAUGGACCAAGCUUUCAGAGACAAGCUUCUGGACUUGUUGAUUGAGGAACCUGAUACCCUUGAGUCUUACGUCUGUUUCUGCAUAGAAUCAUGUAGACGACACAUGGUAACUCCUACCAUGCCAGUUGUACUUUUAGGCGAUAUAUUUGAUGCCCUUACAUUAAACAAAUGCGAAAAAAUGUUCACAUAUGUAGAAAAUGGUGUGAACAUCUGGAAAGAGGAUUUAUUUUUUAUUGCAUGCAAAAACAAUUUACUCCGGAUGUGCAAUGAUCUUUUGCGGCGUUUAUCGAGGUCUCAAAACACAGUAUUUUGUGGCAGGAUACUUUUGUUUCUUGCGAAAUUCUUUCCAUUCUCUGAACGGUCAGGUCUUAAUAUUGUAUCAGAGUUUAACCUUGAGAACAUAACAGAAUUCGGUGGAGACAGUUCUAGUACACUAAAAGAUUCGCUGGAUGAAGAUAUGGUGGUGGAAGAUGAGAAAAGCAAGCUGAGUAUUGACUAUAACCUGUACUGCAGAUUUUGGAGCCUCCAAGAUUUCUUUAGGAAUCCAAAUACAUGUUAUAACAAGAUUCAGUGGAAGACAUUUGUUGCACAUUCCGGCAGUGUGCUAUCAGCAUUUUCCUCAUACAAACUGGAAGCUGUUGAACUACAGACGUCUAAAAUGAACAGACUUAAGCCAAUGACUGAUGUGGAGAUGCAAGAAACCAAAGAGCAGCAUUACUUUGCAAAGUUCCUCACCAAUCAGAAGCUUCUAGAGCUUCAGCUCUCAGAUUCAAACUUCCGGAGAUGUGUAUUGAUACAGUUUUUGAUUCUGUUUCAGUAUUUGUCAUCAACUGUUAAGUUUAAAAUGGAAUCUCAGGAACUUAAACAAGACCAAGCAGAAUGGGUGAAAGAGACAACUAGUCUUGUCUACAAACUGCUUGGUGAGACUCCACCGAAUGGCAAGAAGUUUGCAGAGUGCGUCAAGCAUAUAUUGAAGAGGGAGGAGCAUUGGAAUAACUGGAAGAAUGAUGGUUGUCCAGAAUUCCAAAAGCCGAAGCCGCCAGUGCAGUCGGACUCGGACGACAUCAGGCGCCCGAGCAAGCGGCGGCGGCCGGUCGGUGACAUCAUCAAGGAGUAUGAGGGCCAAAACAAACACUACAUGGGCAAUAACGAGCUAACAAAAUUAUGGAAUUUGUGCCCAGACAACUUGACUGCAUGUCGCACAAAGGAAAGAGAUUUUAUGCCAUCAUUAGAGUCGUACAUGGUGACGGGGGCGGAGCCCGGCGCGGGCGCGGGCUCGGGCAGGCGCACGGCGUGCGGGGGCUGGGGCUGGCGCGCGCUGCGGCUGCUGGCGCGACGCUCGCCGCACUUCUUCGUCCACACCAACAACCCUAUUGGAAGGCUGCCGGAUUAUCUCGACGAUAUGGUGGAACGCGUAGCCCGCGAGGUGGCGGCCAACGCAGCGGCGGCCAACACCAACGGCGACGCCGGCAACGAUAAGGCUGAUAAACAGGAGGCAGCCGAAGAAGAAAUCACAGAGGAGCAAAUUGAAGCUGAUUUGAUAAAGGAGGGAGAUACGGCUGAUAUUGAACAGGUCCCAGAUUCCACCCACGGAGGCGAAGAGGACUACGACAAAUCCACCCGAUCCCGAGUCACCAUGAUAACACCCACCCAACUCGAAGCGGUGUCCACCAAACUUGCGGACUGGAAGAAAUUAGCUGUAAAACUUGGAUACAAACCUGAUGAAAUACAGUACUUUGAUAGUGAAAACGCAACAGAUCCGGCAAGGGCGAAAAAUAUGCUGCAAUUGUGGUUCGACGAUGAUGAAGACGCCUCUGUGGAGAACUUACUCUAUAUCAUGGAAGGGUUAGAGUUCACCGAGGCAUGCGAAGCAUUAAAAAACGCUAAAUGACAAAUGUUGAAACGUAGUUGUAAGAAAAGAAUCGUAAUAAAAAGUUCGAAUAAGUAA
This is a messenger RNA of Plodia interpunctella (Indianmeal moth), 2214 nucleotides long. It is a transcript of the gene Hpr1, whose product is annotated as Hpr1. The coding region runs from base 133 to 2157 and encodes 674 amino acids. Gene Ontology annotation, molecular function: protein binding. The transcript is spliced from 10 exons. The record is from RefSeq and is a predicted model, not a curated record. Gene Ontology annotation, cellular component: THO complex part of transcription export complex. Gene Ontology annotation, biological process: signal transduction; mRNA export from nucleus; regulation of DNA-templated transcription elongation. Lineage: Eukaryota; Metazoa; Arthropoda; Insecta; Lepidoptera; Pyralidae.